Molecule: messenger RNA, 3543 nt
Organism: Malus domestica (apple)
Lineage: Eukaryota; Viridiplantae; Streptophyta; Magnoliopsida; Rosales; Rosaceae
Source: RefSeq, a predicted model, not a curated record
AUGGCUUCUUCAUCGUCGUCUUCAUCUGCUAUUGAUUGGAAAUAUGAUGUGUUCCUGAAUUUUAGAGGGGAAGACACUCGAAAGACCUUCAUCGGCCAUCUGUACAAAGCUCUAGUUCACAACUCAAUCAACACCUUCAUUGAUGCCCAAGAGCUUAGAAAAGGCAACGACCUUUCGCAGCUACUAAAAGCUAUUAGCGGCUCGAGGCUUUCGAUUGUAGUUUUUUCUCAAAACUAUGCUUCUUCCAGAUGGUGCUUAAAAGAACUCGUCCACAUCCUGCACUGCAUGGAUACGCAUGAGCAGAUAGUGGUCCCUAUUUUCUACGGAGUAGAUCCAUCUCAUGUUCGUAAACUCGAGGGAAGUUUUGCAGAAGCUUUUUCUAAACAUGAACACGAUUCUAACGCCGGCAUGGAAGAGGUGCAGGGCUGGAGCUCCGCCCUGAGAAGAGUCCCCAAUUUAUCUGGCUGGGAUUCACGAAAUUACGAGGAUGAUGCCAAGCUUAUUGAGUUGAUCGUAGAAGAUAUAUUCAAGAAACUGAUCAACAUCUCAACAAGUGAAAAGAAUGGCUUGGUUGGAAUGGAUUCCCGCUUACAGAAAAUGGAUUCACUAUUAUGUCCCGAGGUGAAUGAUGUUCGCUUUGUUGGAAUAUGGGGUAUGGGCGGUAUAGGCAAAACCACCAUCGCCAGAGCUAUGUAUGACAGAAGCAAUCAUCACUUUGAAGGUUGCUGCUUUCUCGAAAAUGUCAAGGAACGUUUCCCGACAUUUGAUGCAGGUGAAGCACCACUCGAUGUGCAGGCAGAACUUCUAUCUAGUAUCACGAAUACCAGGCUAGGGAGUUCAGAGCUUUUGAGAUAUGGUUUUCAGAAGAUGAUGGCAAGAUAUGCUUUCAGUACAAAGCAACCCACAGGAGAAUACAAUCAUUUGUCAAGCCAUUUGAUAAAAUAUGCUCAAGGUCUGCCUUUAGCACUUAAAAUCUUGGGAGCUUUUCUCGAAAACAAAAGUGUACUUGUGUGGAAAGACGAGUUAAAGAAAAUCGAGAGAACCCCGCACUUGGGAAUUCAGAAAGUCCUCAGAACGAGCUUCGAUGGACUUGACGAUUUACAGAAGGAAAUAUUUCUUGAUAUUGCAUGUUUCUUUAAACAAAUGAAAAAAGAUUAUGCAACAAGCAUUAUGGAGGGUUGUGGCUUCCAUCCCCAUACUGGAUUAGAAGUUCUAGUUGGUAGAGCUCUUGUAGUUAUCUCAUCUGACGGUACACUCGAGAUGCAUGAUUUACUAGAGGAAAUGGGUUGCGAAAUUGUCCGCCAAGAAUGUAUGAAAGAGCCUGGGAAGCGCAGUAGGUUGUGGAGAUAUGAAGAUGUCUGUCAUGUGUUAAAUCACAAUACGGCAACUGAAGCAGUUGAAAGUAUAAUUGUGCGUUGGCCGCAUUCAAACAAUGUAGUAGAAUUAAAUAUGGCUUUUGUUAAAAUGACAGAACUAAGACUACUCAGAGUCCACUCGUACUAUUUACUAGCAAAACACCCAAUGGUUGAUGAAAACCAAUAUGAGGAUUUAAAGUUUCUUUCUGGAAAGUUAAGUUGUCUUUUCUGGCCCAAUUGCCCUCUAAAGUUUUUGUCAUCCAAAUUUAACCCGGAGAAUCUUGUUGACCUUGACAUGCAAUAUAGUCGCGUUGAACACCUUUGGAAAGGAACUAAGCCUCUCGAAAAGUUGAAAGUUAUCAAUCUAAAAGGCUCUCAACUGGAAGAAACUCCCGACUUCACCAAGGCAAGAAAUCUUGAGAAACUAAUUCUUGAUGGUUGUACAAGUUUAUCUGAGGUUCACCCAUCCAUUUGGGCUCUCGAAAAACUUGUCCUCUUGGAUCUAAGUUGGUGCUACAGACUCCAGACUAUUUCAAGCAUCAGUUGUAUGAAAUCUCUUGAAACCCUUAAUCUUUCUUUUUGCUCAAACAUUGAGAAGUUCCCAGAGAUUUUAGAAGUUAUGGAGAAGCUUUCAAAGCUGUGUUUGCGAGGGACAUCGAUGAAAGAACUGCCUCGAUCAAUUAACAAUCUUACGGGGCUUGUUACUUUAAACCUUGAAUGUUGCAGAGAGCUUGAGAUGCUUCCAAGCAGCAUUGUUCAACUCAAGUCGCUUAAAUUUCUUUAUCUUUCUGGUUGUUCAAAGCUUGAGGCCUUUCCGAAAAAUGUGGAAAAUAUGGAAGGUUUAAAAGAGCUUUGCCUGGAUGAAACAUCCGUUAGAGAGCUUUGCCCAUCAAUUUUCUUUCUGCAAAACCUUGAGCGUUUGAGUCUGGAGCAGUGCACAAAACUUCAUAGUCUUCCGAGCAGCAUUCAUAUGAGAUCCCUUCGAAACCUUAAUCUUUCUGGCUGCUCAAAUUUGGAGAGGUUUCCAGAAAUUCCUGAGGUUAUGGAGAACCUAUCAGAGCUUUAUGUAGAUGGGACUGGAAUAGCAGAACUGCCAUCAUCCAUUAAAAAUUUUACGGGGCUCGUUACUUUGAACAUGAAGGGUUGUAAAAGAUUUAAGGUUCUUCCAAGCAGCAUUCAUAUGAGAUCUCUUCAAGCCCUAAAUCUUUCUGGCUGCUCAAAUCUGAUGAAUUUUCCUAUGAUUCUAGAAGUUAUGGAGAACCUAUCAGAGCUUCACUUAGAUUGGUUUGUUUACUCAACAAAAUUUGAAAAACCUACAGAGCUAGAUUCGUCUUUAGACUCAACAACAUCUAAUAAUCUUACAGAGCAUGAAGGAUAUAUUCAAGAUCAUCGAACCUUUACCAACCAAUAUCUUCAGCAGCUUCCUCAUGUUUCAGGGAUUGCAAUCAAAGAAUUGCCAUCGGUAAUUUAUAAUCUUACCGGGAUUGUUACUUUGACGCUACGGUAUAGCAAAGGCUUUAAGCGUCUGACAAGCAGAAUUUGUCAACUCAAGUCCCUUAAUUAUCUUUCUCUUUCUGGUUGUACAAAGUUUGAGGUGUUUCCGGACAUUGUAGAAAAUAUGGAAAGAUUAGCCAGCCUUGAUCUGGAUGAAACAUCUAUCAGAGAGCUUCCCCAAUCAAUCGAACGGCUUCAGGGGCUUGUGUCGUUAAAUCUGAAAAACUGCAAAAACCUUGUCUAUCUUCCGGACAGUAUCUGCAAUUUGUUAAGUCUUGAAUGGCUCACUCUCAGUGGGUGCUCAAAACUUUCUAAGUUGCCUGAGGACUUGUUGUAUUUGAAGCGCCUUGAUGUAAAGGGAACUGGUAAAAAACAGCGAUAUUUCAGCACUUUGGGGGAGUUGGCUCAGUUUCGAAGCACUGCACCUUUGAUUGAUAUUGCAGGCUCAAACAACAACCAUGGGCCAACAGCUUCCCACCUCAGCACUUUGGGGGAUUCGGUUCAAUUUCAGAGCACUGUACUUUUGAGCGUUAUGGUGGACGAGGAAAAUGAGGCCGUGGCUGUUGGGGAAACUUUGAGUGAUCUUGAGGAGUCGAGCUAUAAGGAAGAGGAGGAGAAGGCGCUGGCAGCCUCCAGGAGAGGUGGGAGGAUAUGGGGUUGUUGCAUCUGUGGGGCGCGGGGUAAUGAGGAUUAA